Molecule: messenger RNA, 920 nt
Organism: Lagenorhynchus albirostris (white-beaked dolphin)
Lineage: Eukaryota; Metazoa; Chordata; Mammalia; Artiodactyla; Delphinidae
Product: putative protein ZBED10P
Exons: 1
Coding region: 559-813 (84 amino acids)
Cellular component (GO): nucleus
Source: RefSeq, a predicted model, not a curated record
CCCACUGUGGGGUGACGCAGCCGGGUGGCUGGCAGGUGGCGUCAGGCAGCCCGAGGAGGCAGGCCACGCCUGGGUCCGACACCUGCCCCUGGACAGGGCUGCGGAGACGGGCCGCGGGAGCUGCAGGGGCCGCUCAGCCUCUGUGGCUUGGCCACAGCUCUGUGCCUGGGCUUCCUGGUGUCGGGCGGCUGCCCGAGUCUGGAGCAGGCUGUGAGGACGGGGGGCUACACCCACGCCCCUCGCUUCACCCACUGCCUCGACUCCCUGGUGGGAAACUUCUGUGUCACCAACAUAGUGUCCAGAUCAUGCUGGGCACGGCUAGGGCCAUCUGCAGCCACUUCCAAGGCUCUGCGGAAGCCCGGCAGCUCCUCCCAGCUGCAGCGGCAGUGCGGCCUCCCAGCCCACCAGCCCUCCUUGGGGCUCUCGCAUCCCUGGGUGUCCGCCUACCACUUGCUGGAGUGGCUGGAGAAGCGGCAGCUGGGGAAGGCAGGGGCGGCGCUGUCGGCCGUGUUGCGGAGCCUGACGGACAGUCUGGUCAAGCUCCCGCAGCCCUUCUGGAUGGAGGUCCGGGAGGCGAGCGCCGCGCAGGCCGCCUUAAGCCUGGUGCUGCCCCAGCUGUGCUACCUGCACAUCUUCCUGGCGCAGGUUCGGGGGCGCUUUGAGGAGCGGAGCACCGGGGAGAUGGGCGCGGCCGUGCGGCUGGCCGAGGGCCUGGCCCUGCAGCUCUCCACAGACCACCAGCUCCCUGAGCUCUUCCACCGUGAGGAGUUCGUGCUGGCGACCCUGCUGGACCCCGCUUCAAGGGCAGGAUAGAGGCUGCCCUCCCCGAGGGGGCCGACAUCAACCAUUGGAAGCAAGUUCUCGUGUACGAGGUGAAGGAGCUCGUGGUGUCUGAGUACUCCUGCCGCCCUCCCCUUCCC